AUGACUGGAAUUGACUUCACCGUUUUCAAAGGCUCCUCCACUGGACAGAUAGUCGAGUCGAAAACUCACAAGGAAAGCAUCAAACCAGACGAAGUUCUGCUCAAAAUCACCCAUGCCGGCCUGUGCGGUACGGACAUGCAUCACAAGACAUCGGACAUGGUCCUCGGCCACGAAGGCGUUGGCCUCGUACAGCAAGUCGGAUCGCAAGUCACCUCAUUCAAAGUUGGCGAUCGCGCUGGCUGGGGUUACCUCCACAAUUCAUGUGGGCACUGUGAUGAAUGCCUCAACGCAAACGAGAUGUUUUGCCCAGAGAGAGCCAUGUACGCAACUGCCAACACUGACCAAGGCGCAUUCGCUUCCCAUGCGGUGUGGAAGGCAGCCUUCCUCUUCCAUAUCCCCGAUUCUAUCACUUCCUCGGACGCAGCGCCAUUGAUGUGUGCCGGAGCAACGGUAUUCAACGCGAUGUAUUUGUAUAAUGUCCGACCUACAGACCGAGUGGCAAUUGUAGGUGUUGGUGGUCUUGGUCACAUUGCCAUCCAAUUUGCAGCGAAAAUGGGAUGCGAAGUUGUGGUUUUUUCUGGGAGCGAAAGUAAGAAGGAAGAAGCGAAGAGUCUAGGCGCAAGCGAGUUUUACGCCACGAAAGGUGCGAGCAAGCUGGAGAUUGGGAAGCCGGUUAAGCACCUAUUCGUUACUACUUCGCAGAUCCCUGAUUGGAAUCUGUUUCUCCCGGUUCUGGCGCCCAAUGCCACUAUAUAUCCUAUCACAGUGUCUGAGGGGAAUUUGGCCAUACCCCAUAUACCUCUCGUGUCAAAGGGGUUGACAAUACAGGGAAGCUUUUGUGCAUCGCGUGGGGUCCACGUCAAGAUGCUGAGAUUUGCUGCUGUCAAUGGCAUCAAACCCAUCACUCAAGAGUUCCCGCUAACGGCCGAGGGAAUUGAAGAAGCUAUGGCUAAACUCGAGGUUGGAAAAGUCAGAUAUCGAGCGGUAUUGGUGGCUGGGAGAUGA
Suillus clintonianus is the source of this 1005-nucleotide messenger RNA. Its product is annotated as chaperonin 10-like protein. The transcript is spliced from 3 exons. Gene Ontology annotation, biological process: alcohol metabolic process. Lineage: Eukaryota; Fungi; Basidiomycota; Agaricomycetes; Boletales; Suillaceae. Gene Ontology annotation, molecular function: zinc ion binding; alcohol dehydrogenase (NADP+) activity. The record is from RefSeq and is a predicted model, not a curated record. Bases 1 to 1005 code for a protein of 334 amino acids.